UCAGAAAUGCUCUUUGAAUAAAAAAAUCUCUGUUUUCUUCUUCUCUUCUCUUCUUGUCCACUGAAACGCGUUUGGAGAGAGGAGAAGGGUCAAAACUCAACAGGGAUCAGAAAAUCUCUCAAAUCAUUUUGGCUUUGGGAAACUGAAGGAAGAAGAAUAAUGGGUUUCAUCGGAGAAACUGUAGAUUCCAUCAAAGCUAUCAAGAUCCGUCAGCUUCUUACUCAGGCUAUCACUCUCGGUAUGAUUAUUACCUCUGCAUUAAUAAUUUGGAAGGCAUUGAUAUGUGUCACUGGCAGUGAAUCACCUGUGGUUGUUGUUCUCUCAGAAAGCAUGGAACCUGGCUUUCAGAGAGGGGAUAUAUUGUUCUUGCGGAUGACCAAAGAGCCUAUUCGAGCAGGCGAGAUUGUUGUUUUUAGUGUUGAUGGUCGUAAAAUUCCCAUUGUUCAUCGAGCCAUCAAAGUUCAUGAGAGAGGAGAUACUAAAGAAGUUGAUGUUCUGACAAAAGGUGACAACAAUAAAAUAGAUGACAUCGUUCUCUAUGCUGAAGGACAACUUUGGCUUCAUAGGCACCAUAUCAUGGGCAGAGCUGUUGGGUUCUUGCCUUAUGUUGGAUGGGUGACUAUUAUCAUGACUGAGAAGCCUAUCAUCAAGUAUAUACUCAUUGGUGCAUUGGGUUUGCUCGUUAUCACGUCCAAAGACUGAGACUACAAAAAAGGCUGGCCGUUGUUAAAGAAGUAGCUUCUGCAACACGCAUUAACCAAUCUUUGUAGCCAUCAUCUUUUCGUGACUUUUAAACUGUACAAUCAUAUAAGCCACUCUAAAUAUAAAUAUAGACAGUUUUGCUUUUACUCUUUUAAUCAGCAGUGGCAAUUUCUUAAA
Molecule: messenger RNA, 879 nt
Organism: Camelina sativa (false flax)
Lineage: Eukaryota; Viridiplantae; Streptophyta; Magnoliopsida; Brassicales; Brassicaceae
Cellular component (GO): membrane; signal peptidase complex
Molecular function (GO): peptidase activity
Source: RefSeq, a predicted model, not a curated record